AUGGAAGAUAACGACAAUAAUUUGGAAUUAAGCUAGUCACAGAUAGAUGAUUCCUAUGUUUUAUAGUGCUAGGAACAACAAGAAAAUGAAAUUUCUUUAAGCCAAUAAAGUGCAAGCCAAUUAUCACAAACUCAUGAUUCUAGAGUAGUCAAGACUGUCAGAAGUCUUAAAAAUGAUAUUACCAGAAGGCCAGAAUCAGCAGCAUCCAAAGGAUAAAGCUCAUAAAUUCUUAAGUUAGCUACUAAUAAUCCCAUAAUUGGAAGACAUGAUACUUCUAAAAUCUUGUUAAAGUCGCAAAAGGAUAUUAAUUUGACAUCUGGAUCCAACGUGUAUAAUGAAAACAUAUGUUCUCCUACAAUGCAACCAAUUAUCCUGCAAAAUAAUAACUCUUAGAAAGAAAAUUAAUCAUCUGUUGUUUCAAACUCAAAUAUGUCUUCGAAAAUACCCAUUCAUAACGCCAAAUCAUAACCAAGAACCUCAAAUUCCAAGCAAAGAGAUGUGAAUAUAAGAAAGCAUAAGACAAACAUGACGCCUGUAAAGAAUGGUUCCCUUUUAAAGCAAAAGUCUGUUAUUGUUCCUGCCCCUAAAGAGCCAUAAUAAUAGCUUACAAAGCCCAUUGAAGAUAUUCUCAUAGAAUAGUCAAAGGACAAAGUUUAUGAGUGUGUUAGAAACUCAAACUAAAUUCAUGAGAUGCUAGAAUAGAAUAACAUUGAAAAAGGAGAGAUGAUUGAGAUGCUUUACCACAAUAAAUUAUUCAAAUAUUAACUAGCCAAGAUGUUGUUUACAAUGAAAAUGAUAGUAAAAAAGAAAAUAGAGGACUAUGUUAUUUAAAAGAUCGAGGAAAUAAUCAGAGAGAGAAAUAUUGAUAAGAAACUAAUGCAGAAAUUUGGAAAUAUUCAGGAUAGAAUAAACAAGAGAAUGAUGAAAUUAUAAAAUUUGGCAGCAUUAUAUGGAUGA
This is a messenger RNA of Stylonychia lemnae, 957 nucleotides long. The record is from the annotation of a GenBank genome assembly. Lineage: Eukaryota; Ciliophora; Spirotrichea; Sporadotrichida; Oxytrichidae.